GUGAAUCUGAGGAGCAAGCAACCUGGAGAGGAAAACCAGGAUUUGGUUCAAGCAGUAGCCACCUUCUUCUGUGGUGGAUCAGACAAUUUCUCCGACGUACCAUGGAUUCUUUGUAGCUGCUCAGAUUUAUCUGUCCUGACUUCAGACGGGAAAAUGAGCCCAUGCAGCUGGUGGCUGCUGUUGUUCACCUUUGGGGUUGUUGCUGCUUUGUGUCGAGGCAGCAGACAGUGUAUGAAUGGGAUCACCAUCAAUGUGAUCCUGCUGGAGGACGAUGAGUCUCCCUGGAGCCUGAAGUAUGUGAAGAAACAAAUCCUGAAAGCAAUAGCGGACGAUACAGCUAUUGGUUCUGCAGAAGGAGCUGGAUUUAAUCUCACAGCCAACUUUGAAGGUUUUAACACCACCAUUUACAGCCAAAGAGGCUGCAGUAGCAGUGCAUGUGAGGCGGUGGAGAAACUGCACAAACUAACGGUUACAGGUAAACUCGGCUGUGCUGUGCUCGGACCAACCUGCACCUUUGCAACGUUCCCAUUAGUUGAUGCAGAAAAAGGCUUUAACCUCAGCACGCCCAUCAUCUCGGCGGGUAGCUUUGGUCCUUCCUGUGAUCACGCCCUAAACUUGCUGCGGGUUCUGCCUCCAGCACGGAAGAUCACUGACUUUUUCUUCCACUUCUGGGAGCACGAAGACAUCAUCAAACCCCAGUGGAAGACUGCCUAUAUCUACAAAAAGCUCAACAACACGGAGGACUGCUUUUGGUAUAUCAACGCUCUGGGAGCCAAUGACGGAUUCACCCCAAACAUUUCAAAAAGUAUUCUGCACAAACCUGAAGAAGUGGGAGACGUAGUCAAGUCACAGACGGAAAGGAUGUCCAACCUGUUCAUCGUGUGCGGUUCAGUGAUGGAUUUACUGGAGGUGAAAAAUGGCUCCAAAGCAGCAGACAGCAGUGAUUUCCUGUUUAUCCUCAUUGAUCUGUACAAUGAUGUGUACUACAUCAACUCAUCAUCGCUGCCAGAAAUGAAGAACGUGCUGGUGGUGACCAUGCCCGACACCAGGGAGUACGUCAUCAACUCGGACCUCAAAGAUAACAACACAAUGAAUGACUACAUGGCUGCGUACUACGACUCAGUGCUGCAUUUAGGACGAGUGAUGAGAGAGAUCGCUGCCAGCAAUCAGACAGAGAUUCAAGAAAUGGUCUUUGUGAAUGUGAAUUACUUCAGAAACACCUCCUUUAAGGGAAUUGCAGGAGAAUAUAAACUGGACAUUUAUGGAGACAGGGAUGUGAACCUUUCAGUCAUUUACACCACAAAUAACAACAAGUACAAAGUUUUAUUCAUCUUCAACACCGAGUACAACAAGACGCUAAUGGUGGACAAGGAUCCAGACUUCGUCUGGGGAAAAAAGCUUCCUGAUUUCAAACCAUACCGCGUCCCUGCUAUUCAUAACAUCAUUGUGGCUGUGCUGGGUGUCAUGGUAGUUACCGUGGCCACCAUCGCAUUUGUUUUCUACAGACAGAACAGGAAAGAUCGGCUUCUCAGGAAGCGUUGGUCCCACAUCAACUCUGACCUCGUUACUCUGCUCGACAGCGAACACAACAUAAUCUCAUUAAAGAUAGAAGAUGAAAGGGAGCAGAAGAAACUCCAGAUCCGUCGUGCGUUCUACGACAAGAAGAUUGUGAUUCUGAAGGAGCUGAAGAAUUCAGACGGGAACUUCAACAAAACCCAGAUAAUGGAGCUCAAUGCGCUUCUGCACAUCGAUUAUUACAACCUCACAAAGUUUUAUGGCACGGUCAGGUUUGAUGAGGGUGUGUUUGGCGUGUUUGAGUAUGGAGAGCGGGGGUCAGUCAGGUAUGUGCUGAGCGACAAGGUCUCGUACCCAGAGGACACCUUCAUGGACUGGGAGUUCAAAAUCUCCGUCAUGUAUGACAUUGCAAAGGGCAUGUCCUACCUCCACGCCAGCAACAUCCAGGUGCACGGCCGCCUCAAGUCCACCAACUGUGUGUUGGACAAUCGCAUGGUGGUCAAGAUCACAGAUUUUGGUUGCAAUUCCUUCCUCAGCAGCAGCAAAGAUCUGUGGACAGCUCCAGAGCACCUCAGGAACCAGGGUACUUCUCAGAAAGGAGACGUCUACAGCUUUGCCAUCAUCUCUCAGGAGAUUGUUCUGAGGAAGAGCACCUUCUACACCAAGUCCUGCUCCAGCAGAUCAGAGAAGUUAUCCAUGGUGAUGACAUCUUGCUUCAGACCUGAUCUUGACGUCAAGAUGGCUUCAGAAAAAGAACUAGAGGUAUACAUGUUGAUAAAAAGCUGCUGGGAUGAAGAUCCUGAAAGGAGACCCGACUUUAAGAAAGUGGAGAACUGCCUGGAGAAGAACAUCAGUAAAAUUCACAACCAGGCCAAUGAGAGCUAUAUGGACCACAUGAUCCGAAGACUGCAGAACUAUUCCAGAAACCUGGAACACCUGGUGGAGGAGAGAACAGCCCUGUACAAAGCCGAGAGGGAUCGGGCCCACUUCCUCAACUUCAUGCUGCUUCCUAGGCCAGUGGUGAAGAGCCUGAAGGAGACCGGUGUGGUGGAGCCAGAGCUGUUCGACGAAGUGACCAUUUAUUUCAGCGACAUAGUGGGCUUCACCACCCUGUGCCAGUACAGCACACCCAUGGAGGUCGUGGACAUGCUCAACGACAUCUACAAGGGCUUCGACAGCAUCGUGGACCACCACGACGUUUACAAGGUGGAGACAAUUGGUGAUGCCUACAUGGUUGCCUCCGGUCUGCCAAGGAGGAACGGGAACAGACACGCGGUGGACAUCUGCCGCAUGGCGCUGGACAUCUUGUCCUUCAUGGGAACCUUCCAGCUCCGACAUCUGCCCAGCAUCUCUGUGUGGAUACGGAUUGGCAUACACUCAGGUAAACAACACGUUUCCAGUCUUCGUGUCCUUAGUUUAGUUUCCUCCUGGAAGCUCACUGAACAUCUGGUGUGUCCAGGUCCAUGUGCAGCCGGUGUCGUGGGCAUGAAGAUGCCCAGAUACUGUUUAUUCGGUGACACGGUCAACACAGCGUCUCGGAUGGAGUCUUCAGGACACCCCCUACGGAUCCACGUCAGCGAACCCACCAUACACAUCCUGCAGAGGACAGACUGCAAGUUCGAGUACGAGAUCAGAGGAGAAACGUACCUGAAGGGUAAAGGUACAGAGACGACCUACUGGUUGAUGGGAGAAACUGGGGUAGACUACGACCUACCUACUCCACCCACAACAGAGAAUGUCCAGCGCCUGCAGCAAGAUCUCGCCCACAUGAUCCUGGCAUGUCUGGAGCGUCGCAAACGAGGCUCCGUGCGGAGGAGGAAGGUGCAUACAGGUGCGGAUGAAGAUGACAAAGGCCGGGAAUCUGAGGUGGAUUCUGAAGACGGACACCCUGAGUAUCUGCAACUGGCCACCGUGGACAACACCCUCAGCACCUUCCUGUAAACCGAUGCAGUCUCAGCUUUGUGAUGUUGGACUACUCAAACUAAAGCAAGAAGUGAGCCUGGAGGAGAAGAAUGGAGGAACCAAGAUGGUGGACAUUUUUUAAAUUAGUUAUUUUAAGAGCUUAAAGCCUUUAAUGAGCAGGUGAAGGUUAAUAUUAAUCAUUAGAUGCUGUUUCCUGCAUGUGAACAUUUUAUAAAAUGUUUAAGAAUUGAGGCUUAACUGCCUAUAUUCUUCUAUUUUUGUACGUUAACUGCUCUCCUUUUACAUCAAUGCAUCUUUAAUGACUAUUGUGAUAACAGCCUUUCUCAGUCGGACUGUUGGAUCUUUGUAACGGGAGGAAAUGAUUAAAAAAAACAUUCGUCUUAAA
Messenger RNA from Girardinichthys multiradiatus, 3823 nucleotides. It is a transcript of the gene gucy2cb, whose product is annotated as guanylate cyclase 2Cb. Lineage: Eukaryota; Metazoa; Chordata; Actinopteri; Cyprinodontiformes; Goodeidae. The transcript has 26 exons. Gene Ontology annotation, molecular function: peptide receptor activity; protein kinase activity; guanylate cyclase activity. Gene Ontology annotation, biological process: cGMP biosynthetic process; intracellular signal transduction; receptor guanylyl cyclase signaling pathway. The record is from RefSeq and is a predicted model, not a curated record. Bases 154 to 3456 code for a protein of 1100 amino acids.